Trichoplusia ni (cabbage looper) is the source of this 2676-nucleotide messenger RNA. RefSeq lists its product as uncharacterized. The record is from RefSeq and is a predicted model, not a curated record. The transcript is spliced from 2 exons. The coding region runs from base 73 to 1689 and encodes 538 amino acids. Lineage: Eukaryota; Metazoa; Arthropoda; Insecta; Lepidoptera; Noctuidae.
GAGUGAUGACGGAAGUUUAAAGUAAUAGUGUUAUUAUUCGGAUAAACACGGCUGUACGUCACAGAAAAGGUCAUGGCGCAUUUACGGAACCCACGUUUGUCACGCAUUUUGGAGGCUAUGGAAUCUAAGAAAGAUUUCGUAAGUACUGAAAACCCCAAACUAAUAUCCAUGGACGACCUGGAUUAUAAUUUUUCACGCAAUGCAAAUCCGAUGACUGUGGAUACUUAUAGAUCUCCUUCUUUAUUGCAAGAACAAGCACUACCUCAGUCUGUUAGCCAUACUGUGGAAGAUGAGUAUCAUGUUCAACCAGUUGAUGACGGAAUACCAAAUCCAGAUUUGAACGAUACUGGUUUUCCAGAAUUAACUCCAGAAGAAGACCUUACUAUACCAGGUCCUAGCAGUAGAGCAAGAUCCUAUUCAACUAGCUCAAAAUCAUCUUCAAGUUCAUCAUCAACAAGUUCAUCUUCAUCUAGUGCAUCUGAAUCGGGUAAGGACUUUUCCCCUGAUGAGGCAGAUUGCGAUCCUGAUUAUGUACCAGCCACCCCACCUAGGCGUGUAUCAUUUAGCCCAACUCCUCAAGAUAGUUUUUCUGAACAAUUAGUUGAAGAAAAUUAUUUGGGUCCUCCAGAAGAUAACAGAACUCCGAACAAACGAAGGCGUAAAGGAUUUGCAAAAGUAUCCGUGAGGCAAGAUGCUAAAAGACUUCGUAAUAGUGGGCAACAAUAUACUUUUGUGUCCCAGUCUAAAAAAGUCAUGCCAAAGAAGCAGAUAGGACCACCAUGUGGGGAAAAAUGUAGACUGAAGUGCAGCGAAAUGAUCAAACAGGAAGACAGAGAAAUUAUUUUUGUCAAUUAUUGGAAAAUGGGAGAUUUAUCUAGACAAAGAGAUUAUAUUGCAAAGUGUAUUAACAUUAUUACACCUAAGUACCAAUAUAAAGUUCAUAAUAGCAAUAGAGGACCUAAACAUUCAUUUUCAUUCGAGAUUAACAAUUUUAAGCAUCGUAUCUGUAAAAUAUUCUUUAAAAACACGUUGGCCAUUAAUAAUCGACCUAUUGCAACUGUAAUAGCAAAAAAGAACCAAGCCGGAACUGUUGAAGAAGAAAAAAGGGGUAAGCAUGGAAAACAAUACAAAGUAAGAAAAGGAAUAAAAAACCACAUAGACUCAAUCCCAAGAAUUGAAUCUCAUUACUUAAGACAACAAACGAAUCGUGAAUUUAUUGAUGGGGGUAAAAACCUUACAGAUCUUUAUACCGACUACCAAACACAAUGCUUGAGUGAUGGUGUUGAAGCGGCUAAAAUUCAUACAUAUAGAAAAGUGUUUAAUGAAGAUUACAACAUAGGCUUUCACACACCUAAAAAAGACCAGUGCGAACUAUGCAUUAGCUUUAAAAACGCUGUUGAUAAAACUAUGGAAUUACAGAACAGAUACGACCAACACCAGCUUGAAAAAGAAUUAUGUCGCCAGGAAAAGUCAAAUGAUAAAGCACUGGUUCAAGAAAACUACAUAGUUGCCUGUUAUGACCUCCAAGCAGUGUUGCCUCUUCCGAAAGGAGAUGUUUCUACUUUAUAUUACAAGUGUAAGCUCAAUGUUUGUAAUUUCACUAUAAGUGAAUUAGCGAAAGACUAUUGUGAUUGUUUUGUCUGGAGCGAGGUCGAGGCAUUAAGAGGAGCUAACGAAAUAGCAACGUAGCAACGUGUGUUUGGAGGUAUUUGACAAAGAGGGCAUCAGAAGUAAAUGCCGAUAAUUUACGAAUCACUUUUUAUUCUGAUAAUUGCUGUGGUCAGCAAAAGAAUAAGUUUAUGUUUUCUAUGUAUGUAUAUGCCUUAUCUGUUCUUAAAAUUAAGUCUAUAACGCACAAAUAUUUAAUAAGUGGGCACACGCAAAAUGAAAACGAUUCCGUUCACUCUGUGAUAGAAAAAGCCGUUAAAAAGUGCUUACGUUCUGGUCCUGUCUACACACCAGAUCAAUACGUGACCAUAAUCAGAACUGCACGAAAGAAAGGCAAUCCUUACAAUGUUACCGAAAUGUGCUAUUCAGACUUUGUUGAUAUAAAAAAUCUUACAGAGGCAUACGGUGCUCAAUUUUCAAAAAAUACUGAAGGCGAAACAGUUAGAAUGAGUGACAUUAAAAUAAUGAAAUUUGAAAAACAUCAAGAUUCCAACCACGUUGGCAUUUAUUAUAAAACUUCCUACUUAGAUACAGAUUUCAAAGAAAUACAAUUCCGUAACAACCGUUCGUCUCGAACACGUACUAGCACUGAUCUUCAAGAUUUCCAGUUGAAGCCUUUAUAUCAGUCUAGAUUAAAAUUAAGUGACAGAAAAAACAGCGACAUAAAGAGUCUAAUUAACAGUAACAUAAUACCACAGAGUUACGCAUUGUCAUAUUACAACAGCAUCUUGUUUUAGCAAUACUAAAACGAGAUGUUAUUGUAAUAAGACAACUUAUUAUUUGAUUAAGAAAAACAAUAAGUAACAUUAAGUAUUAAGUUUUUGACGAGAUUUAUUUUUUAUAUAACAUUUUAUAUGCUAAUAGGUUUACCUCAUUAUUCUAAAUAAGUGAUACAAGUCAACAUAACUUUGAUACCUAAGUAGCUUUCGUGGAUAGGGAAAUAAUGCUGUGAUUAUAACUUUGUUAAAUUAAAAAAAAUGCUAUUUUCAAUUGGUUUGUUCCUAGUCA